AUGAAGAUUCUACUGUGCGUUCUCAUAUUAGUCGUCUUUUCUUCAGAGGCCACCAAACGAGAAUGGGCUUCGGAAGUUACAGCAUUUUCCUCACAGUACAGCUCAACAAGCUACUCAGCAAAACAGAUAUUGGGAAAACCCAAUGUUUAUCCUAAAUACAGUCAAAGUUCAUUGGCAUGGACACAGGCGUAUAGACACCUUGAUGCAAAUCAGUACAUAGAGUUGAAAUUUCCGGAAAAGAUUUGGCUAACUGAGGUUAACAUAUAUGAAGUAUAUAACGCUGGAGCUGUCAAGAGAAUAUUGGCGAAAAAUGAAAAAAACGGAUGGGUUGAAAUAUUUAAGGCUCCAUAUGCACUCUUAAUCAAAAGAUCUAGGAUAUUUUCCCCCAAAAUAAAAAGAUUGAACUUUCCUGUAAAUGAGCUGAGAAUCGAAGUUGAUUGUACUGCCUCCGGUUCAUAUGUAUAUAUUGACGCAGUUGAAAUCGUUGGAGAUGAUUGUCCUAGACAGUUUCAAAAACUCGGGGAUUCUUGUUAUCUGAUCAAAAAAGAUAAAGUGUCAGCAGACACAGCAUUUGCGAACUGUUUAGAAACUGGUGGCUACCUGGCUAACUUUGAAACUCUAGAAGAGGCUUUGCAAAUGAAAAAGCUUUUAAAGAAAAUGAAUACAAGAAUUCACUUUUAUGUUGGGGGAAGAAACAUAAACAGAAGAAAACCCGGGGGAGAUUGGAGGUGGAUCAAGCACGGACAAAUGACCAAGAUGACAUAUCAUGCCUUUGGUGCAGGAGAACCCAAUGGAUCUGACAGGUCUCCACAGGACUGUAUGUUCUUUUAUGCAGGAGAACGGUACACGUUCCACAACGUCUUUUGUGAUAAUGGUUCAUAUCUUGGCGGUUAUAUCUGCGAAGCAUGAAAAUUGUCAUAUUGAUUAUAAUACAACAUAUUGAAAGC
Messenger RNA from Saccostrea echinata, 947 nucleotides. RefSeq lists its product as uncharacterized. NCBI's taxonomy places the organism in Eukaryota, Metazoa, Mollusca, Bivalvia, Ostreida, Ostreidae. The transcript has 8 exons. The coding region runs from base 1 to 909 and encodes 302 amino acids. The record is from RefSeq and is a predicted model, not a curated record.